Haliotis rubra (blacklip abalone) is the source of this 2976-nucleotide messenger RNA. Its product is annotated as alpha-(1,3)-fucosyltransferase 11-like. Gene Ontology annotation, molecular function: alpha-(1->3)-fucosyltransferase activity. Gene Ontology annotation, cellular component: membrane. The transcript has 2 exons. The record is from RefSeq and is a predicted model, not a curated record. Bases 229 to 1671 code for a protein of 480 amino acids. Lineage: Eukaryota; Metazoa; Mollusca; Gastropoda; Lepetellida; Haliotidae.
UUUGAAUAACUCGUGUAGCAGACGCCGUCACACGUACAACGCGUACCGUGUGUGGCGGCUAUCAACGUGUUGUCAGUUGUCAACGUUUGUACCUAUAUUUAUCACUUCAUCAAUAGUACACCUGUCACACGUCAACUUUGUUGAAUGGUAUCUGUUGUUACACGAUAAAUCAGUGCAGGUCUGUGUUCGUUGACUCACUGUCGAUAUUUACAUAAUAAUAGUCGAAAUAUGAAAGUUAGCAUUUGGUUUGUUGUCAUGUUGGGGUGUCUUUUCCCCCAAAUAAACAUUGCAGUGGAAGACGGAUACAGCAGCAGUGACGGUACGGAAUACGAACCACGUUCUCCAUUUAACGACAUCUACGGGAGUGACACAAAUCAAGGAUAUGGAGUCUUCAAUGAACCCGGAACGACUCACGAUCUCCCAAUCAUUUUGUGGUGGACGGAUACAAUCUUUCCACAUUUUGGAGGAAAGUCCGAUAAAUAUGUUAUUCAGUGUGGAGAUGUUUCAUGUUAUACCACAAAGUACAAGAAGUAUGCCAAGUCGAAACGGACAAGAGUGUUUAUGUUUUAUGGUACUGACAUUCAGCCCGAGCAAUUACCAAUGCCAAGGCGUGCGUAUCAUGAAUGGGCUUUAUUUCACGAAGAGUCACCGCUGAAUAACUACAUUUUGUCGCAUACUCCAUUCAUUGAGCUGUUCAAUCACACUGCAACGUUUAGAUCGGAGUCAGAUUAUCCACUGACGAGUCAGAACAUAUAUCAUGUAAGCUAUCUGACGGACAGGAAACCAGUCGAUCUUGUUAAAAAAAACGAGGCAAAGAAAAGUAUGAAGAUGGCAUCGGUUUUGUACGUCCAGUCUCACUGUGAUGUCCCUUCGGACCGUGAUCGUUACGUGAAAGAACUGAUGAAAUACAUUGAUGUCGACUCGUAUGGGGAGUGUCUACAUAAUAAGGAUUUGCCAGAACACCUGAGAGACCCAGCAGAAAAUUAUGAAAAGGAUGAAUUCCUGAAUUUUAUAUCUCAGUAUAAAUUCCAUCUCUCGUUUGAAAAUGCCAACUGUAAAGACUACAUGACCGAGAAGCUUAUGCGACCGUUGUAUGUAGGGUCUGUUCCCAUUUACAAAGGGUCAUCAUCAGCUAAAGAGUGGAUGCCAAACAAUCACAGUGUGAUUAUGGUUGACGAUUUUUCAACGCCCGAGGAACUAGCUGCUUUCAUUAAGGCUGUUGAUGCUGACGAUACGGAAUAUGAAAAAUAUCUAGCGUUUAAAAACACAGGAAUUACAAACCAGUUCCUCUUGAAACACCUGAAGGAGAGGCCAUGGCAUGUUAACGAAAACGGAGGUUUUGAUUAUUUCCGAGGAUUUGAAUGCCUGGUCUGUAAGAGGGUUCAUGAGCGUUUAAAUUUCGAGAAAGAUCAAGAAGACGAGCCGGACAUUCCGUUACCAUCUCCAAGAGUUGCAAAAUAUUCCCAUUUAGGCUGCCCGCAGCCUUAUCCCUCCAUCGGACACCCUGGUGAUAUUCCCAAAAAUGACAUAUGGCAUAAAUCGGACUGGAUCAGCCAAUACUGGGCGGACUACGACAGAGCACGCGCUGCCCGAAACAUGGUUUUAGCAAAAGAGAAAGACUCCAAGAAUUUUUUCGAUUAUUACGAAAAGGUUAUGCAAAAAAAGGCAUAAAGACAUUAAAACUCGAUAUAGUAUUUCGCAGGUGGAAUAUUGCAUAAUGAGGGGUUAAAUUGCAAACAAUUGUUAAACAAAGUGUUCUAUUUGUACCAUAUUCAACUAUGAAAUUAAAACAUUAGAAGGUAGAAGCAUAUAUUUUUAAAACAAUUCCGUUUUAUAAUUUUCUUAUGUACUUUCCAUUGUUGUACAUUAAUAAUGGUGCAUUUUAAUGAAUAAUGACACUAAAGUUAACUUUAACAUGUGCAUUGUAGCCCAACCUUGUACAGAUUCAUGUGGUUGAUGUAACCUGAUAUUUUCACAUUAACUAUUAACGAUAAUGAUUUUGAUACAGCUGUUUCUGUGAUGCACUUGUCACUGUAUCGGGUUUCUAGCAUGGCGCAUGUGCGACCGUUCAUGCUGAAACGGCACCGAAGUGAAGAGAAAUCCGCCCACUUUCCCUUUUGAAAUGAGCCAGGAUAUCCAAACUUUACCGACUUCAUAGUACAUGUACUUAUUUUUUUAUCUUAUAUGCUUUUGUGUUUUUGUGUUAUUUACACGUUUACUCUACUCUUUAUGAGAAAUUACUCUCGGCAAACAACUAUUUUUUACUGUUAUUUUGUCCCUGAUUCAGAAGCCCAUUGAGUGCUGAGAUCACAUUUUUGUGUGCAAACAGAAUUUAUUUGAGUAUAUCACCUUAUGGGGAGAGAUUAAAUAAUUAUAAGGUGAUGUCAAGAGACUUUUCACAUAGGCCACCCCAGAGAACUUAACCCUGUAGAACCUUGAUGUGUGGUGGAAAAUAUGUUAUGAACUCGUCGAAUAAUUCCAUUUAUUGUUGUCUUCCAUGUUUAUGCCCUUUUAUUCAAAUCCCACCAGACAUAUUUGAGAGUUUCUCUUCAUGAAAUAAAAGUCAAAUGAACAAAAUAGAGGGCAACUAAACCCAACUCAUUGUCUUCCACCAUCAAAUCUUUCAUCACCAAACUCAAGUUAUACACAUUUUUAUCUUCUUGGUGUCGGGGUUUUGAUUUUUCAGUUUUAGCAAUUGAAAUACCUCAUUAGAACAGGCUAGCCAAAACUAAGGUCUGAUUUUAAUUAAGUUGUAUCUGAAAAGAUCCCUGCAAUAUGUGUAUGCGCAAAAUGUAAUAAUCAUAUGCAUUACAUUUGAUUGAAGACUCUUGUAAAUAUUAUAUUAUUGAGACCACUAUACAUAUAUACAUAUGCCCAGAAUGUAACCUGUAAUUGAAAUCAAAACAUUUUGAUUUUAUUAUGUUAAUAUAUGAAUACACUGUUAACCAGAAUAAAAGGGAAGUUGCAAAAAGACUA